GCCUCGGCAGCGGCAACUUCAUCCCUUUCAUCAAUUCUUAACAAUAUAUUGACCACACAUCAACAACAAGGUGCUUGAGAUUUUUGAGAUGACACACUAUGGGUGGCUAUGAGCUUCACAACGGGGGGGAGGCACAGCCGUCAGGUCCGCGACCGCAUUCGAACCAAGGACAUAGCUCUGGCCCUCCGAGCUCAUCUAAUGAGCGCCCGCCGCUCAAGAGAAAGUAUCAUCCCAGAGCCUCUCGGGCCUGUGAGCUAUGCCGAGUAAAAAAGCUAAGUGUGACCAAGGCAGGCCGUGCCAGGUUUGUAAAGAUCGUGAAGUCCCAUGUAUUUAUAGCGAGAGUUCCUCCCAAAAGUUUAUGAGAGGAUCCGAUACAGGUAACUCGUUUCUUCUGGACAAGACUUCGAGACCCCCGCCUCUCCGAGUCUCGCCUGUCGUGCGUGAGCGAGCACUCGAAGAUGAGUAUUUCCAAUUACCUGGCAUACCGUCUCAAUAUCAGCAUCAGGAACGGCCUGUUUCCUUUCAAGAUGCUUUUCCGUCAAGUGGUGACUAUCCCCUCUGGAGGGAAUUCGAGAACGAGACGAUGCUUGCAGUCAACCACCAGACGAGUGGUACAGAGUUCUACGGACCCUCUUCAAACUUCAUAUCUUUGAAUAAACUCCUAUCAAAGGCUCGUCAACUGAUUGCAGCGGAUCCUUCUAAACCAGCUUCCACGGACCACCACACUGUCAGCCCUGGAUUUCUGCCGGACCCAUCUGCCGGUUCCUCGAAUCUGAGUACUGUUCGUUCGCAGUCUACAGCUGCCGAAACUCCAGGCUUGACACAGAAUCUCGCAUCGAUAGAUCCACCACAUACCCCUCUUUCGGUUGUCAAUCUUCUUUGCGAUGAAACUGCCACUCUGCCUGAUCCGAGGCCAUCAUCUCCAGUUACCGUUGCAGGCAGAGCUCAGAAGCAGCCCAGUUCUGCCCCUGUGACACCGGCAACCAUUCAAACUGCGUCUCCACAUGAACCAAACGCGCACCAUGACCCGGAAACACCAGGGGCUCAGCCACGGUCUAUUGACGUCCAAGUUGCAGUCCAAAACUCCUCUGAUUGUUUCUUCGGGAAUCCCAUGUUAUUGGAGAUAGAGUAUGUAAAUAUAUACUUUAACAACUUACACUACAUCUCUCCCUUCCUAGAUACUGGGAUAUUCAAGGAAAGAUGUGGGCGUGAGAUAUGGGCUGCUAGCGCGUUGAAACGACUUCGGCGCAACCAGAUGCAUUUUUUGGCACUCUAUAAUGCAGUGCUUGCGGUCGGGGCAUUGGCCGCUCCCACAGACGCACUCGAAAGCAGCCGUUCCGAACUCGGUGCACCAUGGGAGGAAAAUCACUCUCUACACAGCCGAAAGGUGGUACCAUCUUCCAUUCGACUUUCGAAGCUUUAUUUUCAACGUGCCCGGAGGUUGCUUGGAGAUGUGUUCGAAAUCUGCUCCUUAGAAGGCGCGCAAGCACUUCUUCUACUUUCCAUAUGGUGUCAUCAUGCUUUGCGACCACAUGCCAGCUAUAUGUAUAGUGGGAUGGCGGUCAGGACAGCUUUUGCUAUAGGAAUCACAUCAACAAACCGCUCACAGCCCGAAGAAUCCCAAGUUGCAUCUGCUAGGACAUGGUGGUGCAUCUACUGCCACGAAAUCAAGAUAACUUGUUCCUCCGGUCGAGAAAGUAGUAUGAGUGCUCCAUCUAAAUAUCGCCUUCCAACUCCUCUAUCAGCUGUUUCCCUAUCCGCAAUACAUCGGUCGGCAUCUCGGAAUAUUUACUCCUUAGAAGCGAACUAUGAACAAAUAUCUCAGUCCGCACGACAGCUCGACGAGGAGUUGACAGUCUGGAAUGCAACGCUCCCUCGUUGGCUUAACCCCGACGUUGUCUCUUUCAAGGAGCCCGAGUGGAUGAGCAAACAGAAGCUUGCACUGCAAAUAGGCUUUCAUCACAUCAGAGCAUUCAUCUAUCGCCCGUUCCUGUCAUUGCCGUCAGCUACCGUUGACUUUGAUCACUCUGUUUCCAUCUGCUUGUUGGAAGCAAGCGCGACAAUCAAGAUCCUCCACUCUGCUUUUACUCAUCGGCAUUACGUCCGGAGCUGGUGGUACAACGCAACAUAUAUUCUCUAUGCGAGCACCGUUCUCUUACAGUGAUCUUGCUUGAUAGUCCAUCUAUUCUAUUAACAGCAGGAUGUGUGAAGGCUGAUCUUAUUGAAGAUGUCAAUAGAUCACUCGAAAUAUUGCGGUCCAUGGACCAGAUGGUCGUAGCAAUUCGCUAUGCGGAUUUACUCCGAGAUAUCCUCGAGGUUAUGGGGCAAUCCCAUAUCAAUCAUCAGAGUACCCAGACAGAAGGACUACCAGCUCGGGAUGUCAACUCGAAUAUCAACAAGGAAAAUCCAAUGGAAUGUCAAGGGGCAGGCACGGCUGAGAUUGGAGGAAAUAUUGCCUGUUCACUUCAAGCAACGGCACAAUUUCAACCGCCCCAGAAUUCUAUCCUUUCAAGAGAUGAUGUACUGGCCA
This is a messenger RNA of Hyaloscypha bicolor E, 2530 nucleotides long. RefSeq lists its product as uncharacterized. Gene Ontology annotation, biological process: DNA-templated transcription; positive regulation of transcription from RNA polymerase II promoter by galactose. The transcript is spliced from 8 exons. Gene Ontology annotation, molecular function: RNA polymerase II cis-regulatory region sequence-specific DNA binding; zinc ion binding; DNA-binding transcription factor activity, RNA polymerase II-specific. The record is from RefSeq and is a predicted model, not a curated record. Lineage: Eukaryota; Fungi; Ascomycota; Leotiomycetes; Helotiales; Hyaloscyphaceae. Gene Ontology annotation, cellular component: nucleus. The coding region runs from base 257 to 2164 and encodes 635 amino acids.